UACCUCGGCGUUGGUUGUUGGAUGAUUGGUACAGGUGCGACCAUGCACCUGCUCAAUGGCAUUUACCUCUUCAACAAUCCUGACCAUGGUCCUCCGCUUGUUGGACAAACCAUCUCCUUUUUGGAUAAUACUGGCAUUCUUCAUUUCGACCCGCUCGCCUUUGAGCGAACACCAGACUUCGGUGCUUCCAUCCACGGCUUCGGUCAGGGCAACAAACUCCAGUUCUUCUACGAGGUGAACAAUUGGGUGUACGCUGGUAGCACUCUUAGGUGGCUACUCGGACAGCGACUUCACAAUGACAAAGACUCCGUAUCGGCACUACAUCGCUUACUCUGGCCCUGCUCCUCUAUCUUCUCCUCCCGCGCAGUGCCUCUUGACUGCUCCAGUCUGCACUGCUCUUGUCUCUGACUCCAUCUCUGCAUCUACGACGUCAAGUGAGGCGCCUCCCGCCACCACGCUUACGACGGCUAUUCCUACCACGACUAGCGAAGGAUCCCCAAUCUCUUCGCUUUUGGGCUGCUUUCAAGACUCUGCCCAAUUUGGCGGCGUUCGCACAUUCAAUGGUCCCUCCUACGUUGACACGAAUGGCCUGACCAACCAGGCCUGUGCAUCAUUCUGCACCAGCAAAGGUUUCCCUAUUUCCGCAACUGAGUACAGUCAAGAGUGUUAUUGCGGCGGCGACGUUCCAACAACUGGCUCUGCCGUGUGCAGUAAGCCUUGUUCUGGUGACCCUACACAGGUCUGUGGAGGAGAUUGGGCCUUGUCAGUAUCAAGGACAUCUAAUGUGCCAGUCAAUUCUGUCUCAUCAGCUCCCUCUCCCAAUGUCACGGCUAUCGACUACAUCCCAUUCAAGUACGAUGGCCAACUUGCUGGUUGCUUUGCUGAUGCUGCCGAGACGGGUGGCGUCAGAACACUGUCUGGAGCCACUUAUCGAGACUCGAGCUCUUUGACCAACGAAAAGUGCGCCAACUUUUGUGGCGAAAAGGGCUUUGCGUACUCUGGCACUGAAGAUGGUCAGGAGUGCUGGUGCAGCAGUACGCUGCCUACAGUCAGCUCUACGCGCUGCGAUGCAGCUUGCAAGGGCAACACUACACAGACUUGCGGUGGACCAUGGGCGCUGACAGUCACCAUCAAUCAAGCCAUUGUGGAGCAGAGCAGCAGUGCUACGCCCUCUCAACCGCCUUACACUGCGCUAGGCUGUUUUGCAGAUAGCGUGAAUGCACGCGUCUUCGGUGGCUUCAGCUACACGAACAGCUCUAUGACUCCAGCUCAGUGCGCUGCCAAAUGUUCUUCUCUCUUCUUCCCCUUUUCUGGCACUGAGUUUGGCAAUGAAUGCUUCUGCAGUCAGUCUGCGCCAAUUUCUACAUCGACUCAGUGCAACAAGCCUUGUGCUGGUAACUUGGGUUUGAUCUGCGGUGGUCCUGAUGCCUUGACAGUAUUCCAAGACACAAGCGUCUCGCCAGCUGUACCUCCUACAUGCCCAGGGCUGCCUUCUGCUUUUGUAGCCUGCACUGAGGGUCAACGCGUUAGUGGCGGCAAGUGCGUCAGUGACUGACCAUCUUACUGAUCUCUGAGCUUACAUCCUUCUUUCCCUGUCUCGGCUUUCGAUUUGCUGUCUGCCUUUGACCGCGCCAUUUGCCAUUGGACCUGUGCUGUUACUUUCAUAGAGUAUCAUGGCAGUGUAUAGUGUAUUCGGAUCAUGUAGCUGUGGAAGGCCUAUCUUGACCUUCCUACCACUCAAUUUGAACACGGACUGGUCCCUGGUUAAAUCGCUUAAAAUCUUGAUCUCUCGUCCCAUCUCGUCGCAUUUCUGUGCGCGAGCUCGAGCAUGAAGCUUGAAAGUAGUCCGUUUAAAUUGGCCCCUCCGCGCGGACUACUAUGGAGUAGAGCCUAGAGCUAUGGGCGCAGAUCAAUGCUCACGGCUCGUUCUCAUGCUCCUGU
Molecule: messenger RNA, 1941 nt
Organism: Protomyces lactucae-debilis
Lineage: Eukaryota; Fungi; Ascomycota; Taphrinomycetes; Taphrinales; Protomycetaceae
Product: WSC domain-containing protein
Exons: 2
Coding region: 296-1555 (419 amino acids)
Source: RefSeq, a predicted model, not a curated record